UUCCGUGUUACAUUACUCUUAGUGCGCGCGUGGAUCCCACGCAGCAAUGUAUUUGGUAUUUCCCAAACCAUUACCGUGUUCCAGACCCCACUCUAACAUUUCUUCCAAAAUCCACACUACACAAGUUCAGUCAAUAGAAUCUAGAGGAGAGGACGAAACAUUAUUUAAAACGAUAGUUUCAAACCAACAAAAUUGGAAAAGAAAAAGAAAGGGUCACAUAGCGAAACAGUUCAGAGAAAUUUCCCGGAUUUCCCGGCUAUCCAAACGGAUUUCUUUCCAGUUAAUUUUCGCUUUCUCACAGCUGUACCCUAUUUUCUCUUCCCUUUCUCAUCCAUUCACCGUUCUUAAACUUCUCAUCAAUACUUUUUCCGUUUCCAUCCGCAGGAACUUUCCCGGAAAAUCCCCAAUUCCCAACAGAUUUUCCUCCUCCUCCGUCAUUUCGACGCCGAUUCCAUCGUCAUCGACGUCGACGUCGACGCGAUCCUCCUCAACGAUGAGUUUCGAACGACCGCGAUUCUCUUCUCGCUCGUCAUUUUCUCGGGAAGUUCCGUUUACCUAAAAAGAAAAAUUCAAUUUCCGACGAACAAAAAGCGACGAAUAGAAAAGAGAAACAAACAAAUUGAAAUCUUCCGAUGAAUCGACAAGUCGUGGUGCGAUCACCGCCGUUGAAUCGACGGACGCCGCUGUUGCCGGAGAAAUCGGCAGCGAACGGUCGUGAUAGGCGGCGGAUCGGCGAGGUCGCGGGAAGAACGGCGGCUGAGUGCACCGCCGUUUGUUGUUGCUGCCCUUGCACCGUCGUGAACCUUCUGGUGCUCGCUUUAUACAAAGUUCCGGUGGGGAUUUGCCGGCGGGCCUGGGCCAAGAGGCGUAUGAGACGGCAGCUUUUGGCGAAGAGGAAUGGCCUGCUUCAGCAGAGGCCCGCUGGGCCUGACGCUUGUCGGUCCACUGUGGAGGAGUUGGAGGCUGAGUUGAGGCGUGUAAAGGAGGGGAAGAUCGACGGUGGUAAUGGCGGUGGUGAUGCGGCGUUCGGAGCCGUUGACUUUCCGGAGGAGGAAAUGUGGGACCGGUUCUACAAUACGGGGUUCUGGAGGAGUCCUUCGCAGAGAGAAUCCUGCCCCUGAUUGAUUUGUUUGUACAUAGUUGCCAACUCCUCUUUUUCUUUUUUCUUUUUUUUUAAAGAAAUGAAUGGAAAAGAAAUCGUCGUUUAAAGAAAUUUGUCGUUUUGGGUGAAAGCUCACGGAGAGAGCCCUGCACUCCCCCGCAGAUGAAGGGUCUUGCAUUAUUGCAUAGGUGAUUAAAGUACGGAAGAAUGCUUUAAUAAUUUUCCGUUGUUUUUCAUUGCAUCUCUGUAGCAGUGUACCCAUAAUUUAGGAGAACCCUAGGGUCAUGCGACCCUUCUUCUGCAGUGGUGGCCACCA
Molecule: messenger RNA, 1418 nt
Organism: Morus notabilis
Lineage: Eukaryota; Viridiplantae; Streptophyta; Magnoliopsida; Rosales; Moraceae
Exons: 3
Coding region: 633-1121 (162 amino acids)
Source: RefSeq, a predicted model, not a curated record